This is a messenger RNA of Lycium ferocissimum, 569 nucleotides long. RefSeq names its product GPI-anchored protein LLG1-like. Bases 75 to 536 code for a protein of 153 amino acids. NCBI's taxonomy places the organism in Eukaryota, Viridiplantae, Streptophyta, Magnoliopsida, Solanales, Solanaceae. The record is from RefSeq and is a predicted model, not a curated record. The transcript is spliced from 3 exons.
CAUUACAAUAAAGGGAAGAAACGGAGAUCAAAAAAGAGUUUUAUCUCUACCAAAUAAGAAGAAGAAAAGCAACAAUGGCAUUUGAAAGAUCAUGCUUCUUCUUGUUUUUCUUCUUCCUUGCUGUUGGCUUGGCCUCCUCUUCCCCAUCCUACAUCUCAUAUGACGCGCUUAAUGUUCACAUGCGCCGUGGCCUUCUUGAAAGGUUUUUCGUGAAGACUGAUUGUCCCAUUGAUUUCGAGAAGGAAGACUUCUCCGUCCUUACAAACCAAUGCAAAGGACCAAAUUACAACCCAGUGACAUGUUGCAAUGGGCUUAAGCAAAUAGCCUGCAGAUACGCAGAAGAAAUAAAUGACGAGAACAGUGGGUGUGCGUCGGGCAUGAACCACUUCAUUAAUAAAAAAGGAGGCUACCCAAUGGGUCUCUUUAGUAAUAUGUGCAGAGACGAUAGAGAGGGUUUGAGCUGUGCAACCACUACUGGUCCAGCUAUAAACAAACUAAGGGGCACUUUUGCUGCAAAACCAAGAGGCAGAAAUUAAAUUAGUGAUGACAAAAUAGCUUGGAUUAAUUAA